CUCGGCACUCGGCUGGCUCCACGCUACUCCUCCUCCUCCUCCUCUUCUUCGGCCCCUCUCGCCAUGCACGGCCUACUACUCCUUCUACCUGGCGAGGCGGUCGGACGUCAUGUGUGUAUGUGUACCUUGGACUUCAGUGUAAGAUCCGAGCUAGCGGCGAGCGCACGGCAUUGUGUAUUGUUAUAAAUCGUUUAUCGUCGUUCCUCCUCCUCCUCCUCGUCCUCCUCCUCGUCGUUCUCGUCGUCUUAAUUCUAAUCAACGUCGUCGUUGUUGUUGUUGUUGUUCGAUGUUACAACAGUGCCGAUCAUCCGGUUUACGUUUACAUACGUUGAUAAUAAACUGUGCGCCGUGUGUUUUUCGAGGGUUGAAUCACCCCCGACCGCGUCAAAUAUCGCGCCCCUCCUUCCCCCACCCGAUUUUCAUCGAUGUCGUCGUAGCAUCGACAAUUUCAACACAAGGAUACGUGUCGUCAACCGUCGUACCGAUAUGAACAAUUCCUCAUAAAACUGACCAAUCUUGCGAUAGAAAGAAACGCUCGUCCAGAGAUCGUCGUCUACCACCCACCCGAGUCACAUCGAUCGAUCUUUGCUCGCACUCUUUUCCGGAAACACGUGGCUCCUCGCCGGUGCCGCACGAGGUUCCGUGGCGGCAAAUUCGUAAGGGAAGAGAGACCGGAAGGAAGAAAAUAAGGAAGGAAGGAAGGAAGGAAGGAAGGAAGUAGGGUGUCCUCCCCUCUCCCACCACCCCCAUCCCUCCUUAACCAUUUCCACGACGCAUCUCCCGUGGAUAUUGUCACGGGAUGGAGCCGGCAGCGGGGAAACUCGGCUGGUGUUGCUCGUCGACCCGCAGACAAGGGGUUCUCUUCUCGGCUCGAGGAUUGACGGCGAGGCGCGGCUCUAACGCCUAAUUAAAUCGAUUAGACUUUGGGGUUAAUUGUUCUGGAAGGCCACGCUCGCCUUGCAGCCUUACAACCCUCCGCGUACGGUUAUAACACACGUACCCGCACACCGCCACCACCACAAGGAGGAAACUGAUCGGCGGAUCGUAUGCCAGGUGGAAAUAAUAACGAUCUCCCUCGUUGUUGUAUACACCGAUCGGCGAUCUUACGGCGACACUCGCCUUGAAACUACGACGCCCAAGAUACAACGCGAGAGGGCUGAGAGUCCGUCGGCUCUCUGAUCAGUCAGUCUGCCCUCGCCGAUCGUCUCGAUGAAGUGAAAUAUAAUAUCGGGAGGCAAGCGUCUCUCUCUCUUGCUCGUCUUCGGCAAUCGGUCGCAAGAGACUUACUUACGUUCACAAUCAGCCGACGUUGUUCGCUCUGUUAUGUUUUAUACAUGCAUCAUUGCAUACCUGUGAGAGUUGUGACACAAGCGUUUGUCUCUGUAAUAACGUGUGUAAUGAAUAAUUCGGCUGUGCUUGCUUAGUUGUGUUUGUUUUCUCGCCGCGAUAUUAAAACGUUUGAUAUUACAUGCAUGUGUAAUAAUACAUGUACGUGUGUGUACGCCGUAAGCAACGGCGGCUCGGUGUCGAUUUGACAUCGUUCGGUGGAUCCUACGUUUUUAAACCCUGCUUUUUUGCUCAAUUAGUUUUUAUCGUCUAACGUGGUUAACAAUAUCUUGAAAGUGCUUGAAUAUAUUCACCUGCCGUGUUGAUAAUGUUGUUACGUUUUAUCCCUCGACGUGCCGGUGGUUAAUAAAUCUAUACGUAGGUACACGAGUAUAAAUAUUACGUGUGGUAUAUAUUGUUUGAACGAAGAUGAGAAACACUUGAGCGGUUUUUAUACAUUUCGCGAUCAUUGACAUGAUCGUGUAUAAUAAUACGAUAUUUUAACUAUUUGUGAUUACACAUGUGAUAAUAAAAAAAAACGUAUAUAUGAUAUACAUAUUAUACAUAUGUAUAUAUAUUAUACAUACGUAAUAAUACCUACCUUUAAUACACAACGAUCCGUACGUAUAAUAUCGAUAACGUGAUAGUACACAUGAUGUUAUAACCCGACGAUUAAACGAUCGUUACAGAUCUGUGAAAAGACAUAAAAUUCUAGUUCGUUGUUGGUUUUUCUUCAUUCUGUUUCUUCAAUUUCUCUCUGUCUCUCUCUCUCUCUCGCUCUCUUUCUGUCUCUUCCUCUGAUCUGCUCUUUUUAAAAUUAGUGUGUAAAAUGUGUAUGUGCAAAGAUAAAAAAAAAACGGUGUCAAAUAAUCGUCGUAACGCUGAUAUAAUAAUUUUAUAUAAAUAAUAUAUAUAUACGAGUGUGCGUAUUAUCGACACAGCUUAUAAUAACAUAGACCACCGUCACGUGAUCUUUACAUGAAACAUAAAACGUUUAUCGUGUGUGAAUUUGAGGAGAAGAGAAGAACCAAUUGUGUGCCAAUCGAACGACGCGUGCGUGAUAUUAAUCGUGGAUAUUAACGCGUGUAUUCGUGGCGAUUUUUCGUUCUGUGAUCAAGGAAGUGGAAUUGUGACGUUGAGAAACGAAAAAAUUCACUUGGAAAUUGCCGCACAGAAACGGGAAACGAACAGGUCCUGAUGUUCCCUCCGAUAUACGAACGGUCGGUGGGCACGAAGCGCCGAUAAAAAGCCGAGAAUCAGCUGGCAGAAGAUUCCAACCCGAGUAAGAAUGUCCUCGAAGAGGAAGUCGCCGCCAACGAAGCUAUCGGAAGGUGGGGGCGGGACGGGAACUGUGGGUGGUACCGACGAGGAGGAAGAGACGGCGUCGUCGGCGGUCCUCCGGGUUGUCGAGAGCGUAACAACCGAGGAGAACUCGGCCCCUACCGAGGGCGCGAUCGAGGAUUGUUACAACCACCCCCUGCAGAGGGGCGAGUGCGAGUCGUCGGGCUGUUCGUCGCCGGCAACGCCGAGCGAGCACGAUCCCCGGGACUCGCCCUCACCGUCGCCGGCUAAUUCGCCACCGGCGGCAAAGCGGCAGAGGAUGGUGUUCCUACAGACGAGCGCCGAUUCCCUCCAGGGCUACAACCACCUCCACCUCCAGACGAACGCCGCCGCGGCGACGACGGGGGCGGUGGCCGAGCCGGCGAGUUCCUCGGAGUGCGGAUCGCCCCCCGCCACCCUGACGGCGGAGACCUACUACGGUCACCACCACCACCACCAUCACCAUCACCACCACCACGCCAACCCCCAUCACAACAACAACAACAACACCGUUACGCAGAACAACAACAAUCAUCAUACAAACAACAACAACAACAACAACAACAACAACGGCGGGGGCGUGAGCGCAGCGGGGGGGAAACGGUCCAUGGACGACGUACUAAAGAGGCUCACGUGCAAGAUGAACAGCGGAUCGUUAUCCCUCCAGGACGACGCCGCGCGACGGACGACACCGCCGCCAUCGUCGACGCCCAACACCCUGCACCUUACCCACAACUCCCACAGCAGCACCGGCAUAUCGAACAGCGUCGCGCCGUCGCAGGUUGCGGGAAGAAACACGGCGACGGAAGGACACCAGGACGGGGCAGCCGCCCUUCAUCGGGUUCUAUGCGCCGACAACUUCGUAGAAAAGGAGCGAUGCCUCUCGGAGAUGAUACUCAAGCUUCAGAUGCUCAGGGAACAGCUGCUCCAGCAGCAGGACCAGACCAAGUCUUACCCUCCGCACCUGAACGCCGAGACCCAGAAGCAGAUCGACAUGCAACGGUUGCAAACCGAGCACCUCAAGCGCCAGCAGGAGCACAUCAUGCAGCACAACAUCCAGGAGCUUCAGGCGCAAAUCAGCAAAGGCCAGGUCACGAUGCCGGGGCCUCAGACCCUCAUGUUCCUACCCUUUCUUCAGGAGCAGCUUCGGGGACUACCCGUGACCUCCAUGCCGCCGCCAACCUCUACGGCGAUGACGGGAAACAAGCAUAUCAACUCCAUAGCCAACAUGAUAAGCGGGCAUCGAGACGGUCCAAGUUCCUGGGCGACGGCGCACCUGGCGCAGAUGACGACGCAGAUGGAGAAGGAGUCUUCGCCGACGCCGACGCCGAGCUCCGGAUCCUCGCAGCCGGCGGCACCGACGCAUCAGGAUCCUGACACCCCGUUGAACCUUACCAAGCCAAAGUCCUCGGGACAGACGGCCUCCUCUUCGCCGGGAAGCGACUCCCACUCGACCGGGGCCGGGAGCAGCGGUCAUCAGGAGCAACCCUUGCCCGCGACGGCACCGAAACUCUUCCAUUCUAGCCUCCAGAUGCCCCGUGGAUACCUGCCGAGUCUACCUUACGGCGGACUUCCGCCGCAUCUCAGCACCCUCUCGUCCAUGGGCAAGGUGAUGAAUAAAGAGGAAUCCGGAGGCGGUUCCGCCGCCGCGGCGGCCGCGGCGGCCGCGGAGAAACACUUCGCCAUGCACGGAAUCUACGGGAUGCCGUCUAGUGCCGGCGGCAUGCCUCCAUCACCGCAAUCUCAGAGGGGUAUGAAACACUCGGGUAGUCGGGAGGAUCCGUCGCAGGAGGAGCAGGACUUCCUCUCAUCUCCGCACAUGUGGGGACGAGAGCAAGGCUACAAGGUUCCUGAAGAUAUAACAGAAAAAGCGAAAAUGGUGAGGCAGCAGAAACGGGACGGUGAAAACAAGCCGCAUAUUAAACGACCUAUGAACGCGUUCAUGGUAUGGGCCAAGGACGAACGGAGGAAAAUCCUCAAGGCGUGCCCGGAUAUGCACAAUUCGAACAUAUCGAAAAUACUCGGUGCGAGAUGGAAAGCGAUGUCGAAUUCGGAGAAGCAGCCGUACUACGAGGAGCAGUCUCGACUUUCGAAAUUGCACAUGGAGAAGCACCCGGACUACAGAUACAGACCGCGUCCGAAAAGGACAUGCAUAGUCGACGGGAAGAAGAUGCGGAUCUCCGAGUACAAGUCGCUGAUGCGACAGCGACGGCAGGAGAUGAGGCAGCUCUGGUGUCACCGAGACGGCGGUGGUCCCGACAUGGGCUUCCUGUCGCCGGUCGGAUCGGAAAUGACGUCACCACACCCUGGUCCCUCGGCGAGGCCGUCGGUGUCGCCGCCGGCGUCGCUCCUCAACGGAGGGGGCCCCGGUCCGAGUUCGGACCACGGUUCCUUUUACUACCCCCAGGACAGUCUAUCCCCGAGUGACAUAAUGAACUUUUCCCCCGAGAACCCGGGGUCCGUUGGCGGUUACGACGUCAGUCCGCGGCACCACGACGAGGAUUGAGCCGCGGCUCCGGGUCAGCCCUCGUGGCCACCCGGAGCUAACGCAAGACUUGCCCACGAACUCUUUUGGUAACCUGGUUCGAACUGGGGCCGGGUUUAUUUAUUCUUUUAUCGCCAACCCCGCCGCCGAAGGACGUGUAUGAACGUGUCACGGCGAACGGAAAAGAGGAGAAGAAGAUAGGAAGGGAAGAAAGGAAGAAAGGAAGAUAGGAAGAAAGGUAGGAAGGAAGAAGCUAUUCAACUGGCCAUCGAGAACUGGCUUCUUCGCAUAUUUUGCAUCUACAUGGCACGCAGGGUCGCGAGCAAAGAUUACUUAACGGUAUGACUGUACGAUAGGUAUGUUGUCUGCGUGCGAAUUUGAGGAACGGUCCCAUUCGCUUUGGUAGUAUGAAGCUGGAAGUUUGGUAUCGUAACGCGUUCAAAGUAUGAUUUGGUGUACAUCAUCGACGAGGUGAAUAUGUGCAAUGUAUCGACUGGACGGAAGAACUACAUCGUCGCGACGUCCGUUGUAUAGGUAUCGAUAAUCAAAUUCCAACCAAUUUUCUAAACCGAUGAAAGAAGGUGCAGAAAUGAAAUGGCAAACGCGACGUCGUCUCGAGACGUAUAUAUAGAUAUAUAUAAUAUAUUUAUAUAUAUAGAUAUAUAUAUAAUAUAUUUAUAUAUUAUAUAUACGUCUACGUAUACGUAUAUGCUACACACAACGCGCUGUACUGUAUGUCACGCAACGUACUACCUAGGCGAUGUAAAAUCAUCUUUAUAACGUAGCUAUAAGUAUAUCGAAUAUCGAUCCGCGCCUACCUAUACAUACAUACAAAUAAAACACACGCAAUUUAUUACAAUGAAAUUUAGAAAAACAAUUGAAACAUUUCCGAGCGUUACAGAUUGUCAGGCAAAUAAUAGAAAGAGAGAAAAAUGAGAGUGAAAAAAGAAACACUGCGCACCUGAUAUUUUUUCACCUACCGUUUCUCGAACAUGGUUGUGUCUGGUUUCAAAUUCAUUUAUCCGGAAUGAAAGUUGACGAGUGUUUUAAAAUUUUCGCUUUGAUAUUUUUUUUUUUGUCUUCUUCAUAUAGAAACAAACUGGUUAGAAAGAUAACCCAUUACUUUGACAUCUUAUACUUCGAAACCUUUGGCUUAUCGGCAGUGAUAUAGAUAAUUUUCUAAAAACUUGAAAUUUUUUUUUUUUGCCUUCAACAACGACUGCAAUAUUUGAAGAAUUCAAUCUCAAGCCAGGAAAAGGUAGCCAAUGGAGCGGGAGGUGAAAGAAACGUACGCAUAACAUUAACUUGAAAAUAGAAUGGUUCGUUUAUUUGAGUUUUCUAAACAUUUAACAUUAUAAGAUCACUUGACACAUCAAUCGCCUAAUCUAGAGUACUGCAUCGGGUACCUAGCAUUAGCACUUUGAGGCGUUUUAAUAAAAAAAAAUAAGUGCGCGCAAUACAUAAUAAUAAUAAUAAUAAUAAUAAUGAUAAUAAUAACAAUAUU
Neodiprion virginianus is the source of this 6635-nucleotide messenger RNA. It is a transcript of the gene Sox102F, whose product is annotated as transcription factor Sox-5. Gene Ontology annotation, cellular component: nucleus. The record is from RefSeq and is a predicted model, not a curated record. Bases 2615 to 5152 code for a protein of 845 amino acids. The transcript is spliced from 10 exons. Gene Ontology annotation, biological process: regulation of transcription by RNA polymerase II; cell fate commitment. Gene Ontology annotation, molecular function: RNA polymerase II cis-regulatory region sequence-specific DNA binding; DNA-binding transcription factor activity, RNA polymerase II-specific. NCBI's taxonomy places the organism in Eukaryota, Metazoa, Arthropoda, Insecta, Hymenoptera, Diprionidae.